AUGGGGACCGCGCGUGGGGAGGGCUGUGGGCCCGCCGGGCCCGCUGAGAUUUGGACAUCAGAGCUGAAGCGCGGUCCCGAGCGCUUGAUCAAGGCCUUGUCCAGGCCGCUGCCCGCGGAACGGCUGCCCGUGAAACCAGGUGGCAUCAAGCAUUUGCAGGAGCACGAGUGGUUCGAGGGCUUCGACUGGAACGCCUUGCAGGCGGGAGAGAUGCCUCCGCCUCAUGUUCCGGAUGUUGCUGACGACGAGGACUUGUCCAACUUCCUUGCGGAUCCGAAGGAUCUCCCCGAGCCGAUGCCUUACCUGGACCCCGAGGACGGCUGGGAGGAAGGCUUCGCCACCGUGGAGUGA
Messenger RNA from Symbiodinium sp. CCMP2456, 351 nucleotides. NCBI's taxonomy places the organism in Eukaryota, Dinophyceae, Suessiales, Symbiodiniaceae. The record is from the annotation of a GenBank genome assembly.